AUGUAUACAUUAGAACAAUUACAAAGUUUAUGGAAUAAAGGAAAAUACAUUCAAGUUUUAAAAGGAAAUAAUGAUUUAUCAAAAUUAGUACUAAAAACAUCAACAUCAUCAUGUGAAAUUUAUAUUCAUGGUGCACAUAUUACAUCAUUUAAAACCAAUUCAGUUGAACAUUUAUUUAUGAGUGAAAAAUCAGGAUUUCAAGAUAUGAAAGCAAUUAGAGGUGGAGUACCAUUAAUAUGGCCACAAUUUGGAAAUGGUAAAAUUCAAACACAUGGUUUUGCAAGAAAUUGUGAUUGGGAAAUUCAUAAAGCAUUAGUUGAUGAAAAAACUCAAAGUGUUCAAAUUGAAUUCCUUUUAAGAAAUAAUGAAUAUAGUGAAAAAGUUUGGAAUUGUAAUAUAACAAGCGGUAAAGAAACCAUUAAUAAUUUUCAUACAAUCUAUCGUGUAACUUUACAUCCAGACUUUUUAGAUUUAGAAUUUGAUGUCAAAAACACCUCAACAUCACCAUCGUCAAAUGAUAAUAUUUUAGAAUUUCAAUUAGCAUUUCAUACAUAUUAUCAAAUUUCAAAUAUUGAAAAUGUUUAUGUUUUAGGUUUAGAUGGUAGAGAGUAUAUAGAUAAAAUGAAUGGUCAUAAGAUAACUAAAGAGGUGAAUGAUAAAGUACAAAUUUCAAAUGAAACUGAUAGAGUUUACUUAAAUGUUGUACCAACUCAAAGUAUUGGAAAGAAUUAUCAACCAUUACAAUUGAUUGAUAAUGGUAGUAAAACUUCAAUUACUCUAACCUAUGAUUAUCAAAGUAUGCCAGAUGUUGUUGUUUGGAAUCCAUGGAUUGAAAAAUCAAAGAAAAUGGAAGAUUUUGGUGAUAAUGAAUAUCAAAAUAUGAUUUGUAUUGAAAUUGGUACUAUCAAUACUCCUGUAAAAUUAUCACCAAAUCAAUCAUUCCAAACUAAACAUUCAAUAUUACCUUCAAAUAAAUCUUCAUUAUAA
Messenger RNA from Dictyostelium discoideum AX4, 987 nucleotides. RefSeq names its product aldose 1-epimerase family protein. The transcript has 2 exons. Lineage: Eukaryota; Evosea; Eumycetozoa; Dictyosteliales; Dictyosteliaceae. The record is from RefSeq and is a predicted model, not a curated record. Gene Ontology annotation, molecular function: carbohydrate binding; glucose-6-phosphate 1-epimerase activity; isomerase activity. Gene Ontology annotation, biological process: carbohydrate metabolic process. Bases 1 to 987 code for a protein of 328 amino acids.